AACUCAUUUCCCCAAAACAAAACAAAAAAAAAUGCUGAAUGCACUUAGAAACUCUAACCUGACCCUUAUCAUUUUGAUCAGCUCUGUCCUGAUAGCCUCAAGGCUAUGCUCUGUGGACUCCUCUGUGUACGACCCAAUCACAACCCUGAGAGAGCGGUUCAAUAAGUGGCUUCAAACGCAUAGCAUAUUAUAUGGAGGAAAGGAGGAGUGGAUGCUACGGUUUGGGAUAUACCAGUCUAAUCUCCAGCUGAUAGACUACAUCAACUCCCUCCACUUGCCCUUUAAGUUAACAGACAACAGAUUUGCGGACAUGACUAAUGCUGAGUUUAGAGCUCAUUUUCUUGGUUUGAACACGUCUUCCCUGAGGUUAAACAGGGACCAAAGGCCGGUCUGUGACGCGGUAGGUAACGUGCCUGACGCUGUGGACUGGAGGAAAGAAGGUGCAGUGACUCCUGUUAGAAACCAAGGAAAAUGCGGAGGUUGCUGGGCGUUCACUGCAGUGGCAGCUAUUGAAGGCAUCAACAAGAUAAAGACAGGGAACUUAGUAUCUCUCUCAGAACAACAACUCAUAGACUGUGACGUCGGCGCUUUCAACAAAGGCUGCAGCGGUGGAUUAAUGACAACAGCAUAUGAAUACCUCAUAGCCAAUGGUGGACUAGUGACCGAGGCUGACUAUCCAUACACAGCCACACAGGGUGCAUGCGACCAAGAGAAGUCCAAAAACAAGGUGGUUACAAUACAAGGAUACACAAAGGUAGCACAGGACGAGGCAAGUUUACAAGCCGCUACCGCUCAACAACCGGUAUCAGUUGGAAUAGACGCUUCUGGUUUCAUCUUUCAGCUUUACUCUUCUGGUGUGUUCACAGGCUACUGUGGAAAUCAUCUCAACCAUGGAGUGACUGUUGUUGGAUAUGGAGAAGAAGAUGGGCAAAAGUACUGGAUUGUGAAGAAUUCGUGGGGAACUGCUUGGGGUGAACAGGGGUAUGUAAGGAUGGAACGUGGUUAUAGUGAAGAGACGGGUAAGUGUGGUAUUGCUAUGCUUGCAAGCUAUCCUACGAAGUGAGUCCAAGAUUCUCUAGAAACUUUAAUCUCUGUAUGAAAAUCUGCAAUAGCGCAGAUAAAAUAAUUAUGAUUGUGUGAAAAUAAAGUAGUACUAGAGAUACUUGGGAACCAAGGUAUAAUGCUAACAUGAUUCCAAAGAUAAGAUACGAUUAUAAUAGAGUCAUGUGAGAUUCACUUGAACAA
Raphanus sativus (radish) is the source of this 1245-nucleotide messenger RNA. RefSeq names its product ervatamin-B-like. Lineage: Eukaryota; Viridiplantae; Streptophyta; Magnoliopsida; Brassicales; Brassicaceae. The transcript is spliced from 2 exons. Gene Ontology annotation, molecular function: cysteine-type endopeptidase activity. The coding region runs from base 32 to 1063 and encodes 343 amino acids. The record is from RefSeq and is a predicted model, not a curated record. Gene Ontology annotation, cellular component: lysosome.